AGGAAUGAAAUCAAAAUGUCAAUCUGAUUUCAUGAAAAAAUCGCACGUGUACGUGUUGUUUGAGUUUUAAUAAUUUACAAAAUGACUGAAGAUAAACAUAGUACUGAAGAAGAAAGUCAAAGCUCUGAAGAUGAUGAAAAACCGGAAGAGGCUGUAGAAGCCGAGCCAGAGAAGCAGGACGAGGAAGAAGAAACUGUAACAUUUAAGGACUUGGGUAUUGUAGACGUGCUAUGCGAAGCGUGUCAAGAAUUAAAAUGGAAGAACCCAUCGAAAAUACAAAAAGAGUCAAUACCAGUAGCACUGCAAGGCAAAGAUAUCAUUGGUUUAGCAGAGACAGGGUCUGGUAAGACCGGGGCCUUUGCUCUUCCCAUCCUGCAGGCUCUUCUGGAGAGUCCUCAGAGGUACUUCGCACUUAUACUGACACCCACCAGAGAGUUGGCAUUCCAGAUAUCUGAACAAUUUGAAGCUUUGGGUGCAAGUAUCGGAGUGAAGUGUGCGGUGAUCGUGGGCGGCAUGGACAUGGUGGCGCAGUCCCUGGUGCUGGCCAAGAAGCCGCACAUCAUCAUCGCCACACCCGGCCGUCUCGUCGACCAUCUUGAGAAUACUAAAGGAUUUAACUUGAAAGCUUUGAAGUACUUGGUAAUGGACGAGGCAGACCGCAUCCUCAACAUGGACUUCGAGGUAGAAGUAGACAAGAUCCUCCGAGUCAUCCCGCGUGAGCGCCGCACCUAUCUCUUCUCUGCCACCAUGACUAAGAAGGUGCAGAAACUGCAGCGAGCCUCCCUGAGGGACCCCGUGAAGGUUGAGGUGUCGACCAAGUACCAGACGGUGGAGAAACUGCAACAGUGCUAUUUGUUCAUUCCUGUUAAGUAUAAGGACGUAUACCUAGUCCAUAUCCUGAACGAGAUGUCAGGAAGCUCCUUCAUCGUGUUCGUGUCGACCUGCGCCGGCGCGCUCCGCUGCGCGCUGCUGCUGAGGCACCUGGGCCUGGCCGCGGUGCCGCUGCACGGGCAGAUGUCGCAGAAUAAGAGACUGGCGGCGUUGAAUAAGUUUAAGAGUAAAGGGCGGUCGGUGUUGAUUUGCACGGAUGUCGCUUCUAGAGGCCUGGACAUCCCGCACGUGGACGUGGUGAUCAACCUGGACAUCCCGCUGCACAGCAAGGACUACAUCCACCGCGUGGGCCGCACGGCGCGCGCCGGCCGCGCGGGGAAGGCCAUCACUUUUGUGUCUCAGUACGACGUGGAGCUGUACCAGCGCAUCGAGCAGUUAAUCGGGAAACAACUGCCCCUCUACAAGACGGACGAGAGCGAGGUCAUGGUGCUUCAAGAGAGAGUAUCUGAAGCGCAGAGACUCACCAAGAUUGAAAUGAAAGAGCUAGAAGACAAGAAGAACUUCAAAGGCAAGAAGCGCGGCGCGGGGGGCGCGGACUCGGAGGACGACACGGAGGAGGCCGCGGGGGUGAGGCGCCGCAUCAAGGGGAAGGGGGGGCGCGGCGGCAAGCAACACAACCACGGCGGGAAGAGGAAGAAGCGAUAGAGUGAAGGUUGAGUUAAUAAAUAGAUGUUAAGAUGA
Messenger RNA from Plutella xylostella (diamondback moth), 1572 nucleotides. It is a transcript of the gene pths, whose product is annotated as probable ATP-dependent RNA helicase DDX47. Gene Ontology annotation, cellular component: cytosol. Gene Ontology annotation, molecular function: RNA helicase activity; nucleic acid binding; ATP binding. NCBI's taxonomy places the organism in Eukaryota, Metazoa, Arthropoda, Insecta, Lepidoptera, Plutellidae. The record is from RefSeq and is a predicted model, not a curated record.